AUGGGCUUGGAGAGAGCAGUGGGACAAGGCGCUUCGUUGACGUCUGCGGACUGGACUUGGGAUGGUCGAGCUGUGAUAGCGGCAACGCAGGGCCAAGCUGUGAGGAUGGUGGACCCGCGUGAGAAUAUGACGUCAAAGUGCCAAAGGCACAUUCAGGAACACGACCCGUGGGUGUGGAUAGGUGUGGACGGACGCAGCAUUUUGUCACGUGUGGAAGCGAUACGCUGA
Messenger RNA from Peronospora matthiolae, 228 nucleotides. NCBI's taxonomy places the organism in Eukaryota, Oomycota, Peronosporomycetes, Peronosporales, Peronosporaceae. The record is from the annotation of a GenBank genome assembly.